Molecule: messenger RNA, 704 nt
Organism: Camelina sativa (false flax)
Lineage: Eukaryota; Viridiplantae; Streptophyta; Magnoliopsida; Brassicales; Brassicaceae
Source: RefSeq, a predicted model, not a curated record
UAUAAUUGCUGCUUUGGAGUUGCAGAAAGAGUUUGGGUUUUUUUCUUUUUUUUUUUUUAAUUCUUCGAUUUUGGUUUCCCUGCAAUUAUAAAGUUUUCGAUAGUGCAAAGCAUAAGCUUGUCGAUUCGGCUGAGUGUUCAAAUUCUAAGCUCUUGCGAAGGGUUCUUCUUGAGAUUGAUCUGGUUUUAAUUUGGAACUAGAGAGAGAGAGAGAGAGAGAGAGAGAGAGAGAUGGCUCCAACUCAGGAUCCCAACAGCGUCGGAGGCGGUGCGAAGCAGGAUGAAGCUUCCCUGAAGGUUCCGUCUAAGGAUCCCAAGAAGAAGGACGAGAAAAAGGAAGAGGACCUUUCUGAUGAGGACUUGGAACUAAAGCAGAACCUUGAGCUCUAUGUUGAGAGGGUUCAGGAUCCCAACCCGGAGUUGCAGAAGGCUGCUCUUGAAAGCAUGAGGCAGGAAAUCCGGGCUUCAACAAGCUCCAUGACUUCAGUUCCCAAGCCACUUAAGUUUCUCCGUCCCCAUUAUGGAACUCUUAAAGCAUUUCAUGUAACAAUGGCUGAUUCUGAUCUCAAGAAGUACUUGUCCGAUAUCUUGUCUGUCUUGGCCCUUACCAUGUCUGCGGAGGGUGAAAGGGAAAGCUUAGGUUAUAGGUUGAUUGGAACUNCCAGCAUCAAUUGGCUCCAUCUCCACUUGGAUUAUGCAGACUAG